Messenger RNA from Sceloporus undulatus (fence lizard), 1002 nucleotides. It is a transcript of the gene MPC1, whose product is annotated as mitochondrial pyruvate carrier 1. The record is from RefSeq and is a predicted model, not a curated record. Lineage: Eukaryota; Metazoa; Chordata; Lepidosauria; Squamata; Phrynosomatidae. Gene Ontology annotation, biological process: pyruvate import into mitochondria. Bases 88 to 411 code for a protein of 107 amino acids. Gene Ontology annotation, cellular component: mitochondrial inner membrane. The transcript is spliced from 5 exons.
GUUGCCGUAAAGCGGGCGAAGAAGCCGGGAGGGUCUGUCGUGAAGCGGCGGUGACAGCGGGCGAGGAGUUUGUCAUUGGAAGCAGCCAUGGCGGCGGCGUUGGCUCGGAAGGCGGCGGACUAUGUGCGCAGCAAGGACUUCAGGGACUAUCUCAUGAGUACGCACUUCUGGGGGCCAGUAGCUAACUGGGGAUUGCCUAUUGCUGCUAUCAAUGAUAUGAAGAAAUCACCAGAGAUCAUCAGUGGCCGAAUGACAUUUGCACUUUGCUGCUACUCAUUGACCUUCAUGAGGUUUGCAUAUAAGGUGCAGCCCAGGAACUGGUUGCUGUUUGCCUGUCACUUUACUAAUGAGAUCGCACAACUUAUUCAAGGAGGACGAUUGAUUAAAUACAACAUGGGAAAAAAGAACUGACCAUUUAACAAGGGAAAAUGGAAAAGGUGCUCCUCUUCUAAUUACAACCAAGGAAGGUCUUUGCCAUCCACAGUUGCUGUGUCUGAUUUUACAUCACAUCUCAUGAAAAUAUUCAUGCCAAUAUUCAAUGUUCUCUAUCUAUUAUGUUUUGUAACUUAGCUUUUAAAAAGUGCUGCACAGCAGUUCAAAACAUUAUAUGAGUUUGCUGCCUUACAAGUACUGCAUUUUAAUAUUUAUGAAAUGUUUCAAGUUAUAUACACACAACUUAUUCUGAAUGAGAAAAACUGCUUAGUUUUAACAGUGGAUAUUUGGCAGUUAUACGCACAAAUGUACUUGAGAAUUCUGGUUCUGCCUCCUUAAAUGCAUUGGAAUUGCUGUAAAAUAAUAUUUGCAUUUAGGGAUGACCAUUUCUGAAUGGUUUUUUCUAAUUAAAUUGUACAUCAGUCCUUCACAUCAGCACUUUUGUGCUGACUGAAAGCGGGUACGUACUAACUGUUCUCAAACUGGUGAUUUGUAUGUUUGCUUACCUACACGUUCAAGUCUUUAACUCUUGCUAAACGUUCACUUCCCCCCACCCCCAUGAAAUAAAGU